AAUAUUAUACGAUUGCGCCACCGAAUUAAAAAUCCUCGCCGCGUUCGCGAAUUUUCUCCGACGUGAGAAAGUUCGUAGUCACCUCAUCCUGGCUAGGGGACAGACCGUUCAUUCGUAAUGGCGGGUUCUAGGGUUUGGUGACCAACGGAUAGUGGCGAGCCCUAUGGAAAUGCCCAGUAGGAGAUCCAACUACACGCUGUUGAGCCAAGUCCCCGAUGAUCACUACGGCGGCGGAGCCGUGUCGUCGGGGACUGCUGCUCCCUCUUCGUUGUUUGGUUCUUCGUCUGGGGACGGCAAGAACAUUAAAGGCAAGUUGGACAGAGGGUUUGAUUGGGACUUGAGUACUGAUCAUAGAGUGACUCAGCAGGGGAACCGGAUAGGAAAUUUGUUUCCAUCGAUCGGGUUGCAGAGGCAGUCCAGUGAGAGCAGUUUUGGCGAAAGCUCGCUGUCAGGCGAGUAUUAUGCUCCGACUCCAUCUACUGCAGCUGCAAAUGAGAUCGAUGCCUUUGGGUAUAUGCAUGAUGAUGGGGCCAGGAUUGGUGGAGGCGCUGGUGUUGGGUCCGACUUAAGACCGAAGUUGACGGAAACUACGGUGCGAACAGCUGGGUCGUCUUCAGGAAAAAGCUGGGCGCAGCAGACGGAGGAGGGUUAUCAAUUACAGCUAGCUUUGGCGCUUCGGCUUUCAUCCGAUGCAACUUGUGCUGAUGAUCCCAAUUUUCUGGAUCCAGUCCCGGAUGACUCUGUUUUGAGGUCGUCAUCCUCGAGCUCUCCGGAGGCAGUGUCACAUAGAUUCUGGGUUAAUGGCUGCCUAUCAUACUCCGACAAAAUUCCUGAUGGCUUUUACUUAGUUCAUGGGAUGGAUCCCUAUGUGUGGACUAUGUGUACUGAUCUGCAGGAAAAUGGCCGAAUUCCAUCUGUCGAAUCACUGAAGUCUGUGGAUCCUUGUGCUGACUCUUCACUUGAAGUAGUUUUGGUUGAUCAGCGUAGUGAUCCCAGCUUAAAGGAAUUGCAAAAUAGAGCGCAUGGUAUUUCUUUUGGCUGUGUAACAUCAAAAGAGGUUGUAGACCAGCUUGCCAAGCUGGUUUGCAACCAAAUGGGGGGUUCUGCAUCUGUUGGGGAGGAUGGCCUUCUUUCUACUUGGAGGGAGCGUAGUAACGAUCUUAAAGAUUGCUUAGGAUCUGUUGUUGUUCCAAUAGGCAGUCUUUCUGUUGGCCUCUGUAGACAUCGUGCUACAUUAUUCAAAGUGCUAGCUGACACUGUUGAUUUACCAUGUCGGAUUGCAAAGGGCUGUAGAUAUUGCUCUAGAGAUGAUGCUUCCUCUUGCCUUGUCCGUUUUGGACUUGAUAGGGAAUAUCUGGUUGAUUUAAUUGGGAAGCCAGGUUGCUUGUGGGAGCCAGAUUCCUUGCUCAAUGGUCCAUCCUCCAUCUCAUUUCCCUCACCCUUGUGCUUUCCAAGACUUAAACCAGCUGAACAUACAAUUGAUUUCAGGUCACUGGCCAAGCAGUAUUUCUCUGAUUGUGUGUCCCUUGAGCUUUCUUUUGACAAUAAUUCUUCAGAACAGUUCGAUGGAAAGUGCAAGGACAGAUAUGACCCCAGGUCAAUUUCAAUUUCAAAGGAAAGCAACAGAACAAAAGAUCAUGGUUCUGAAGCAUUUAAUUCAUAUAAACCUUCCCAGAACAUUGCAGACUCUAAGACUUCGGGCAAGGCUCCAUUGCCUAUAAAUCAUAACCUACCUCCUGGUCAUAGAGAUAUGAUGAAGCCUUUGGUACGUACAAAUCUAAAUGUGGAUGCUAUUGAGGGUAGGUGGUUUGUCGGUGGUAGCCAAUUGGUUCCUGGCAGACCAAACAUAGAAUUAGGCAUUGAUAUGGAGGAUUUGGACAUACCAUGGAGUGAUCUUGUUUUAAAAGAGCGAAUUGGAUCAGGUUCGUUUGGAACUGUACAUCGUGCUGAAUGGAAUGGCUCAGAGGUUGCUGUUAAAAUUCUUAUGGAACAAGAUUUUCAUGCUGAACGUGUCAAGGAAUUUCUGAGGGAGGUUGCGAUAAUGAAGAGGUUGAGGCAUCCAAACAUUGUCUUAUUGAUGGGGGCAGUCACUCAGCCUCCAAACUUAUCAAUUGUCACAGAAUACUUGUCAAGGGGUAGCUUGUACAGACUGUUGCAUAAACCUGGUGCCAAAGAGAUGUUGGAUGAAAGGCGCAGACUCAGUAUGGCUUAUGAUGUGGCAAAGGGAAUGAAUUAUCUUCAUAAACGUAACCCACCCAUUGUUCACAGAGAUUUGAAGUCUCCAAAUCUUCUUGUUGACAAGAAAUAUACCGUUAAGGUCUGUGAUUUUGGGCUUUCCCGUCUAAAAGCAAACACAUUUCUCUCAUCAAAGUCUGCAGCUGGGACUCCUGAGUGGAUGGCUCCAGAAGUUCUUCGUGAUGAGCCAUCAAAUGAGAAGUCUGAUGUUUAUAGCUUUGGCGUAAUCUUGUGGGAGCUUGUGACAUUGCAACAACCCUGGAGCAAUUUGAAUCCAGCACAGGUUGUGGCAGCUGUUGGUUUCAAGGGCAAAAGGCCUGAGAUCCCACGUGAUUUGAAUCCUCAAGUAGCUGCAAUAAUUGAGGCUUGCUGGUCCAAUGAGCCCUGGAAACGUCCUUCUUUUGAAAGUAUCAUGGAUUCUUUGAGACCAUUGAUCAAACCCCCUACACCUCAACCUGGUCGCCCACCAUUACUUUCCUGAAUGGCUGGAAUCUGGAGUUAUUCAUGCACAUACUACGGAACUUUAUUAGAUUUGAUGUCUAACAGGACUAUGCUGUUUUACUUUUUAGGAAUUCCAGAGUCAAUUGUAUAGUUGUGUCCUAAUUGGAACUAAGAAAUCUGAUAUGCAACGGAAAGCGGUCCUCCACGUUUAUUCCAACAGAACUAUUGUUUGAUCAGGUGAUACUGUAAUUGCAUGAAGAAAUGUUGUAUAAUUCUUUUAUCCCCGAUUUUGUAUGUAAAUUCUCCAUUAUAAUUUGAUUCAGUUAAUGAUAAGCAGCGUUGCUUGCAUUUUUGAACA
Prosopis cineraria is the source of this 3034-nucleotide messenger RNA. Its product is annotated as serine/threonine-protein kinase CTR1-like. Gene Ontology annotation, biological process: protein phosphorylation. The transcript has 16 exons. Gene Ontology annotation, molecular function: protein kinase activity; ATP binding. The record is from RefSeq and is a predicted model, not a curated record. NCBI's taxonomy places the organism in Eukaryota, Viridiplantae, Streptophyta, Magnoliopsida, Fabales, Fabaceae. The coding region runs from base 164 to 2716 and encodes 850 amino acids.